Messenger RNA from Dissoconium aciculare CBS 342.82, 900 nucleotides. RefSeq lists its product as uncharacterized. Gene Ontology annotation, molecular function: GTPase activity; ATP hydrolysis activity. The record is from RefSeq and is a predicted model, not a curated record. Lineage: Eukaryota; Fungi; Ascomycota; Dothideomycetes; Mycosphaerellales; Dissoconiaceae. The coding region runs from base 1 to 900 and encodes 299 amino acids. The transcript has a single exon.
AUGGGCUCCAAAUACGGCGUCAUCGUCAUGGGCCCAGCAGGCGCCGGCAAGACCACCUUCUGCACCGCCCUCAUCCAAUUUCUGCGCAACAACCGGCGGUCCUGCUUCUACAUCAACCUCGACCCCGCCGCCGAAGACUUCGCCUACGAGCCAGACGUCGACAUCAAAGACCUGAUCUCGCUCGAAGACGUCAUGGAAGAACUCCACCUGGGACCGAACGGAGGCCUCAUAUACUGUUUCGAAUUCCUCAUGGAGAACCUCGACUUCCUGACCGAGCCGCUCGAGGAGGUCGGCGAGGAGUCCCUGAUCAUCAUCGACAUGCCGGGCCAGAUCGAACUGUACACGCACGUCCCUGUGAUCCCGCAGCUGAUCGCGCACCUCACCAAGGGCAGCACGAACGUGAGCAUGUGCGUGGCAUACCUCCUGGAGAGCACCUUCAUCGGCGACCGGGCCAAGUUCUUCUCGGGCACGCUCAGCGCCAUGAGUGCGAUGCUCAUGAUGGGCUUGCCGCAUGUGAACAUCCUGAGCAAGAUGGAUCAGGUCAAGGGUCAGGUGGCGAGGAAGGAACUCAAGCGGUUCAUCGAUCCGGACAUCGGGCUGAUGCAGGAUGCGGCGGACAGCGGGUUGGUGUAUGAGUGGAAGGAUGGGGUGGACAAUGGGGAUGAGGCGGCCAAGGAGGAGGAGAAGAGGGAUAUGAUGACGGGCGCAUCGUUCACGAAACUCAAUCGGGCGGUGGCACAGCUGAUUGAUGAGUUUAGUUUGGUGUCGUUUUUGAAAUUGGAUGCUCAGGAUGAGGACAGCGUGGGCGCGGUUUUGAGCUACAUCGACGACAGCAUUCAGUUUCACGAAGCGCAGGAACCGCGAGAGCCGAACGAUGAAAUCAUGGACGACGGUGAAUGA